Messenger RNA from Dendroctonus ponderosae (mountain pine beetle), 597 nucleotides. RefSeq names its product isocitrate dehydrogenase [NAD] subunit gamma 1, mitochondrial. The transcript has 3 exons. Gene Ontology annotation, biological process: isocitrate metabolic process; tricarboxylic acid cycle. The coding region runs from base 124 to 525 and encodes 133 amino acids. Lineage: Eukaryota; Metazoa; Arthropoda; Insecta; Coleoptera; Curculionidae. Gene Ontology annotation, cellular component: mitochondrion. The record is from RefSeq and is a predicted model, not a curated record.
GUUUCAGAGCGUUGUUUGAUUAGAGAAAAAAUAAACAUUAUCAGCCGCAGUUUAGAUCCGGCAGCGGUCGCUACAUCGUCAAAAGACAAUUUAAUCGCAUUUUGCUUUUGGAAACUGAAGAAAAUGGUAGUGAAACUGAUCAAAACUCUAGCGAUUCCUUGUAGACACUGCAGAAACUACGCGAAAUGGCAUCACACCGUACUGCCGGCCGAUAUCUUCGAAGGCAAAAUCAUACCCAAAACGAAGAUCAUUCCUCGGGAAGAUCAGCGACAACGCGUGAAGUAUGGAGGAAAGUACAUAGUAACAUUGCUACCAGGAGCUGCGCCCGGUCCUAAGUUAAUGGCCUACGUGAAGGACGUCUUCAAGGUGGCGCACGUUCCAGUAGAUUUUGAGGAAAUCCCAUUGGAUGCUUCAAGCAAUGAAACAGAAACAGCUGAAUUCGGCCGAUUGGCUCUCACUUCAAUGCACAGGAAUGGCGUAGGUUUAAAGCGUUACAAGGAGAAUAACAACCAGGAAAUAAGAUAAUGACCGGAAAAAUGUAUAUCUACAUACUUUUUCUAUUCCCUAAACCCGAGGAAAAUAACACAAAAAAAUGUA